CCGCAGCACUGCCAGCCCGGCCCGCAGGAUGCAGACCAUCAUCCAGAACAGCCCCCUAGACCUCAUUGACACUGGGCAGGGGCUCAAGGUGCAGACGGAGAAGCCGCACCUGGUGAGCCUGGGCAGUGGGCGCCUCAGCACGGCCAUCACGCUGCUGCCACUGGAGGAAGGCCGGACCACGAUCGGCUCGGUGUCGGGAGACAUCGUGCUGCAGGGCCCCGGGCUGGCGCCCCAGCACUGCUACAUCGAGAACACGCAGGGCUCGCUCACGCUGCACCCCUGCGGCAACGCGUGCGCCAUCGACGGCGUGCGGCUGCAGCGGCCCACGCGCCUCACGCAAGGGUGCAUGAUCUGCCUGGGCCAGGCCACCUUCCUGCGCUUCAACCACCCUGCAGAAGCCAAGUGGAUGAAGAGCAUGAUCCCCGCAGGCAGCCAGGGCCCCGCAGCCCUCUACCCGCUCCCAGCAAAGCCCGAGGCCCUGGUGAACGGCACCCGCCCACCCGAGCCGCAGCGCACGCGGCCCAGCCACAGCUCCCUCGUCAGCUCCAUCGAGCGCGACCUGCAGGACAUCAUGGACUCGCUGGCCUUGGAGGAGCCGUCGCCGCUGCCGGCUUCUGGCCGUUCUGUGCCCAACGGAGCUGGACGCUGCCCCCUCUCGCCACCGCCGAGCCCUGGAGCUUUCCAGGCCGGCACUAGCCAUGACACUGCCUCGCUGCCCGGCCGUACCAGCCCCAGUCCCGCACGGAGCCCCGCCACGCCACCCGCCGUGCCCGCACGCUCCUCCAGCUACAGCCACACCGUGGCCCCACCGCCCGGGGCGAGCAGCCCCCGCGCUGCCCCGCGGCAGCCCCCCGAGAGCCCCCGGAUGGGCCGCCGUGGCCCCGACAGCCUGCGCGACCUGCCGCCGCCCAGCCCAUGCCCCACGCGCCGCCCUGGGGCAUCGCUCGGCCCCGCUGCGCCGCCGCCGCCAUCACCGUCCCCACCGCCUCGGCUCUCCCGUGAUGUCCCCGAGAGCCCCCGCGCCCGGCGCCGCGGCCGGGAAGAGCCGGCGGGCAGGAGCGCCCGUAGCGGCAGCCCUGCAGCUGAGAUGCCCCCCGCGCGGCGCCCGGGUGCCCUGAGCCCCGCGUACAGCCUGGGCUCGCUAGCCGCCGUGCCCUCACCGCGGCAGAGCCCCCGCGCGGCCCGCAAGCUCUCUGGGGAUCUGCGGCAGCUGCCUGGCCCGCGCGAGCGCAAGAACAGCAUCAGUGAGAUCAGCGACAACGAGGACGAGUUGCUGGAAUACCACCGGCGCCAGCGGCAGGAGCGCAUGCGCGAGCAGGAGAUGGAGCGCCUGGAGCGGCAGCGCCUGGAGACCAUCCUCAACCUUUGUGCCGAGUACACUAAGACGGAGGGUGCUGAGGCGGGGGCUGCACUGCUCGCUGCUGAGAUGGAGGCGCCCGCGGGGCGGCGGGUGCCCAGGCCCAUGGGCGCUGCAGGGCCAGGUCACACAGCUGAGGAGUCCAGAGCGCUGCGGCACGCGGAGAGCCUGGAGCGCUCGGAUGAGGAGAACCUGAAGGAGGAGUGCAGCAGCACGGAGAGCACCCACCAAGAGCACGAGGAGCUGGCGGGUCCCCGCGCCGCAGAGGUGCAGCGCCUGGAGGAGGAGCGAGCUGCUGUGCUUGGCCACCUGGAUGAGCUCAAGGGCCGCAUCAAGGAGAUAGAGCAGCAGCUGCAGGAGACGUCGCGAGAGGCAGAGCUGGAGCAGGCGCUGCUGCAGGGCGAGCGGGAGUCGGAGGUGGCGCGGCUGCAGCAGGAGCAGGAGGCGCUGCGGCAGCUGCAGGAGAAGCUCUCACACUUGGACGCCAGCAUCCGCAGGGAGCGCGACAAGGAGGCGGAGGUGCUGGAGACGGAGGCGAAGCUCUUUGAGGAUCUGGAGUUCCAGCAGCUGGAGAGGGAGAGCCGGCUGGAGGAGGAGCGCGAGACGCGGGGCAAGCAGCUGCUGCAGAGCAAGGCCGAGUGCCAGCGCAGCAUCGCGCGCAGGAAGGAGCGGCUGGCUGCACUCGAUGCGCAGGCGGCCCAGGUGCGGCUGCAGAGCGCGCAGGAGGCCGAGCGCCUGGCCCGCGACAGGAGCGGCGUCCUGCAGCUGCUGCAGAAGGAAAAGGAGAAGCUGCUGUCCUUGGAGAGGAGGUACCAACUGGUCACCGGCGGCAGAAGCUUCCCCAAACUGUCCUCCACUCUCAAAGAGGUGUAUCGUGCCAAAACGGAGAGCGAGGCAGGCAGCACGGCCCCCCGCAUGAAGAGCGGCACCUCCUCGUCCUCACAGCUCAACGUUGCGGUGCUGGGGCGCAGCCCCUCGCCCAAGGGUCUCCCGCACGCGGCCAGCGGCACGGGCAGCCUGCCCCGCAACCUGGCGGCCACGCUGCAGGACAUCGAGACCAAGCGGCAGCUGGCCCUGCAGCAAAAGGGUCAGCAGGUGAUUGAGGAGCAGAAGCGGCGCCUGGCGGAGCUGAAGCAGAAGGCGGCGGCCGAGGCGCAGUCGCAGUGGGAAGCGCUGCACGGGCAGCCUCCCUUCCCCUCCUACCCUCCGCUCAUGCAUCACUCCAUCCUCCAUCACCACCCCCUCGGCAGCAGGCCCCGGGCCGAGGAGCUGGACCACGCAUACGACACGCUCAGCCUGGAGAGCUCGGACAGCAUGGAGACUAGCAUCUCCACCGGCAACAACUCGGCCUGCUCGCCCGAUAACAUGUCCAGCACGAGCGGGAUGGAGGCGGGCAAGAUCGAGGAGAUGGAGAAGAUGCUGAAGGAGGCGCACGCAGAGAAGUCGCGGCUCAUGGAGUCCCGGGAGCGAGAGAUGGAGCUGCGGCGGCAGGCGCUGGAGGACGAGCGGCGGCGCCGCGAGCAGCUGGAGAGGCGGCUGCAGGAUGAGACGGCGCGACGGCAGAAGCUGGUGGAGAAGGAGGUCAAGAUGCGGGAGAAGCACUUCUCGCAGGCUCGGCCCCUGACGCGGUACCUCCCCAUCCGCAAGGAGGAUUUUGACCUGCGGACGCACAUCGAGUCUUCGGGGCACAGCGUGGACACCUGCUACCACGUCAUCCUGACGGAGAAGAUGUGCAAGGGCUACCUGGUCAAGAUGGGUGGCAAGAUCAAGUCCUGGAAGAAGCGCUGGUUUGUCUUCGACCGCAUGAAGCGCACCGUGUCGUACUACGUAGACAAGCACGAGACCAAGCUCAAGGGCAUCAUCUAUUUCCAAGCCAUCGAGGAGGUUUACUACGACCAUCUCCGCAGCGCUGCCAAGAGCCCCAACCCCGCGCUCACCUUCUGUGUCAAGACCCACGACCGCCUCUACUACAUGGUGGCACCGUCGGCCGAAGCCAUGCGCAUCUGGAUGGAUGUCAUCGUCACGGGCGCAGAGGGGUACACGCAGUUCAUGAACUGAGGGGCAGGGGCCGCCAGGACCU
This is a messenger RNA of Nothoprocta perdicaria, 3437 nucleotides long. RefSeq names its product pleckstrin homology like domain family B member 1 (gene PHLDB1). Lineage: Eukaryota; Metazoa; Chordata; Aves; Tinamiformes; Tinamidae. Gene Ontology annotation, molecular function: protein binding. The record is from RefSeq and is a predicted model, not a curated record. The transcript has 19 exons. Gene Ontology annotation, cellular component: basal cortex. Gene Ontology annotation, biological process: regulation of microtubule cytoskeleton organization. Bases 29 to 3415 code for a protein of 1128 amino acids.